Molecule: messenger RNA, 3821 nt
Organism: Athene cunicularia (burrowing owl)
Lineage: Eukaryota; Metazoa; Chordata; Aves; Strigiformes; Strigidae
Gene: PTCD2
Product: pentatricopeptide repeat domain 2
Exons: 10
Coding region: 82-1068 (328 amino acids)
Biological process (GO): multicellular organism development; mitochondrion organization; regulation of mRNA processing
Cellular component (GO): mitochondrion
Molecular function (GO): RNA binding; protein binding
Source: RefSeq, a predicted model, not a curated record
UCGGGCUGCUGGGGCUACGCGCCUGGAGGGAAGCGGUAUCUACUAACAGAAGAUGAUAUAAAGUUACAAGCAUUUCAGCAGAUGAAAGUGGCAAUUAGAAAUGAAGUUCAUGGCAAUAAAGAUCCAUAUUUUCAAAGUAUUAAAGAAAAAUUAAAGAAAAAUGGAAUUAUUCUCAGAAAUGAAUUAAAAAAUUUACUGCAUUUAUGUCAGACUUCAUCUGAUGUGGAACUAGCCAGAAAAGUUAUUUACAGGUACCAUGAACAGAAUGGAAUUGCAGACUUAAGUAAUUUUAAAUUUGGACCCCUCUUCAUGAGGCUGUGUUUUGAGCUGGACCUUGAAAGGCCUGCAGUAGAACUUAUCAAAGAUCAGAAUUUGCAUGGUUUUUUCUCAGACAGUACAUCAUUCCAUAUUUUGAUGACUAUGUUAUUUAAAAAGGGCCAUUUUGAAAGUGCUUUGGAAGUUCUGGUAGAAAUGAAAAAACAAGGUAUACCUUUCAACAAAGAAACCUAUCUACUUGCAUUUGCAAUAUGUUACAAACUGGACAACCUGGAGUCUUGCAGAAUCUCUGCAAAACUGCUUGAAGAAGCCCAGCUAAAAGGUGACACGUUACCGCUGCGAGCGUUCUGCUUUGCUGUGGCAACUGCUCUGAAGCAGAAUGAUGUUGCGCAGGCCAAAUUUUAUUGUUCCCAGAUCAUGAAAACAGAGAACAAAUUAUACAAUAAUCUUAAAGUUCUUGUCCAGCUCAGAUCUGGUUCACUAGAAGAAGUAAUCAAGACAUUAGAGGCAGCAGUGGAAGUAGAUACUCCUCCCUUUUUGAAAAAAAUUGAGUUUUCUGAGCAGGUGCUGGCUACAGUCAGGGAAAAGAUGGAAGAAAACCCCGACCUUUCUGCCAAAUUAGGAGAUAUUUAUACAAAACUACAAGCUUCAGGACGGAUAACCAUGUGCACCAUGGAAGACAUGCUUUUCCAGAUUUCUAGUUCAAAGAAGACCCCUGCAAAGCUUUUAAAUCGGAAGCAAUUGGGCUAUCAGGCUGCUCAAUCUCUUCGGUCAAAUCUGUUGUUGGAAUAGUUCAAUAUCUGAUGGCAAACUGAACUGCUGUUAGCAUCACUUAGAUGCCGGGUUCAAAUAAAAUGUCCUCUUCCCUCCUCCACAAGUUUAAGUUGUUUGUGUGAAACUGUAUUUUAAAUACAAAUCAUGUAGCUUCUACCUUUCAGUUUGAUGCUAAAACAAGCCGUGACUGUGGGUAUUUGUGUGUUGUUCAGAAAUGGAGUGAUAGAAUGGUUUGAAUUUUUUCCUCAGGCACUUAAAUCAGGGUUUUCCUAUGCUAAAUGUUCUGAUGGAAGUGAACAAAAUAGUAUGCGUUUCUGACCUGAAUUCCAUGGUUCAUGAGAAGAAAAUUCAGUCUUCUUCAAAUGUAAUGUUCUGAUUGAAAACAUCCAAAGUGUGGAAGUGCUUAACUGUUUAUUCAAGUUCUGUACAUCUGAAGAGAAUCAGAGGAAAGCAAGCAUCUUUUGAUCCCUUCAAUAUCUUUUUCUUUGGAAUCAAUAUAUUAGUAUGUUUUUUCAUAUCACGUGGGAUCAUAGAAGUGCUGUGGGAGAUAGCAUGGUAACCAACUAGUUGUUUUCUCACUAGAAGGAGAUUCCUGAACAAUAGUCAGAGUCACAGAGUGAGUAGCCCCACAUAUUGCUUCCUUCAAUUUUUCUGAUAUUAAGUCUCCCAGGACAAACAGAUCUUGAUACAAAUUUGCAUCUAAAUCCUAACAAGUUUCUAAGAACAAGUACCAUCACUUUUUUAGACUAGGAUUACAUAUAAUUUUUGUAAUUCACUCACACAUUGAGCAAGUACAAAGAAACUUCAUGUUGAGAUAGAUUUAAUGACUCCAGGCCAAAUGUGCUUGGCUCUAGUGUUUGUAACUAUGAGUCCUGUAUACCCAAAAAUCUUUUCUCAUUCACCAUCUGGAAUAGAAAGAAUUGGAAACAGCUAUACCUUGGGCAGCACUCAGGUGCUUUUGAUUUACUUCUGCAUAUGAAGUGAUGAGCCUGUUAGUACAGAACUUAAUAGUUCUGUGAACACAAGACUAGGUGGAGCGCAGCAUGGUGCUCUCCAAGGUGGGCCACCUUAUCUCUCCUUUGGCUUCUGUUCUUUUUAUUUUAACUCUCCCCCCUCAAGUAAAUGUUAGAGUUCAAAUAAUUCUUUCUGUGAAUGAAUCUGUGCAUGCUAUAUGAGACUUUGUUGAAGCCAGUGAGUCACUGAAGAAACAGGAACCCACCCGUGCAGAAACACAUCUUAAGCCAUCAAAGCAAAUAUGGCUACAGCAGGUCAGAUGUUUCCUUCUGAGGCUCUGUAACAUUUCUAUUGCCAACGUGUCUUGUGAAUACUAAAGUGCACAAAACUGUUAAGAGUGGAUGGAGUUUCAUGCAAGUGUAAGUGAAGAAUAAUUUGAAAUUUGUAUCACAUUUUUUGUGAAAUGUGUGCACACUUUAUGAGUGGUUGCAUAGGUUAAAGUACUACAUACAUUAAAGAACAUAGCUAAUUGUUCUGUAAUAUUGUGUAGGACAUAAUUACAGACAUUAAUCAGGUAAGUACGGGGUUUUAGCCAUUUUCUUUUCCCUUGGCUGGAAAUUCUUUCAACACUUCCAAUACAAUAUGGGCCUUUAAGUAGCUUCCAAUCUUUUCUCCACAAAUAAAUUUGAUCCAGGCUGCUUGUCAUGUGGCAAGAAUUAGUUUCAAAGAAAUUAAAGAAGUGAACUACCUUUCAGUUUACUUGGUUGGUACUAUCAGGACAACUGUUUGAUGUAAAACUACAUUUUUAUCGUCAAUAGAAGACAGUUUGACCCAUUUAGCCUGUUAUACAUCAAAUAUAUAAGGUGAGUUCUGUUUCAUUUCCUUACUUGGCACUUUCAAACUUGCAUUAAUUCCAAGAAGCUUGUUCAUCCUAGGACUGAGAUGUUUGUUUGUUUUAAUCUGCAUUGGUUAGUUUCCUGACUGAGGCUGUAAGCUACCUGCAACUGAAGUAAUAAUAAUUUCUAUUACAAUUGUCAGUAUAGCUGAUGUAUUCUAUUCUUUGUCUUGACUACUUGUUUUCCUGAGGCUGGUUUUGGUUUACUCAAGCUACUAAGUUGAUAAUUUGUUUUAAAGAAACACCAUUUCUUGAGAGAGAAGGGGGAUGCCUUUAAAUAACUAACAAUACUUAGGCAGAAAAAGAAAUCAGGGACUCAAGAAGGAUUAAAGGGUACAUUCAAAGAAACGCACAAAAUUCAGAUGAUUGAACAUUAGAAUAUUGAAGGUUGCUCUGGAAGUGCUGUAGAAGACGGGUAACAUCCUCCCUUGGGGAAAAAAAAAGGCAGGAAAAAAGAGCAACUUGUAAUAUUUAUGCAGCUGAUUUGAAACAAAGUCAAAUUUGUUUCAUAAAAGUUGCACAGAGGCUUGUUGAUCAGGAAAGCCUGGAUUUGAACAUGCAUCAAGGUCCUGAGGACACCCACUUUUAUGCAGAACAGUCUUCAGCCAUGUGCUUAGUUUAGUGUAUUUAGGUGUGGUUGGCUUCUGGUUUCCCAGCACCCAAGAUCAGGAAACUAAACUUGUCUAAAGUUAAGCAAAUACUUAGGGAUUUUGCUGGGUCAAAGUGUCUGGAGUGUCAAGGUCUGGAUUACUAGAGAGCAUUUCUUUGGAGACAGCCUAAGAGAAUAGGAUAUGCACUACAUUACUGCAGCCAGUGGAAUAAUUAUACUUUGCUUCUGAGGCAUUUUAAUCAAGGAUGAACCUAGAAAUUAAAGAGAAGCCAACAUUGUGAAAUUCAAUUAAUAGAUUUCUUUUGUGAACAA